This is a messenger RNA of Eimeria tenella, 1056 nucleotides long. RefSeq lists its product as uncharacterized. The record is from RefSeq and is a predicted model, not a curated record. The coding region runs from base 1 to 1056 and encodes 351 amino acids. The transcript has 5 exons. NCBI's taxonomy places the organism in Eukaryota, Apicomplexa, Conoidasida, Eucoccidiorida, Eimeriidae.
AUGGUCUUUGCCUGCCGCGCCAGGGAGGAGCCCCUUCCGGUGGCUCUGCGUUCUGGAGACGUGGUGAUCUUAUCGGGCGCAGCUCGCCUGGCCCUUCACGGGGUCCCUAAGCUUCUCUACUACGCGCCGAGCCAGCCUCCUACUGCAGCUGCAGCGAAGCGGACUGCUGCUAAUGCUGCUGCUGCUGCUGCUGCUGCUGCUGACGAACAGCAAUCCAGCGGCGGCAGCAGCAGCCAGAACCACGCAGAUACGAACAGUUCUCGAGAAAACCACCCAAAGCUGCUGUUGCUGCACAACGAACAGGUGGAGCAGCAGCAGCAGCAGCAGCAGCAACAGCAGCAGCAGCAACAGCAGCAGCAACAGCAGCAGCUGCAGGUGGAGUUAAUGGACUAUGCUCUGUGCCUGCCUCAUUUGCUGCGGGCUGAGAGGGCUUUACAGGGGCUGCUGCAGCAGCAGCAAGAGAGAAUUUUGUUUUGGCAGCAGCGGCUGCUUCAGGUGUAUAGGCAGCUGCAGCAGCUGCGGCUCAAUAUCAGCUGCCGCGGGGUCAGCGGUAGAAGCAGCAGCAGCAGCGAAGGCAGCUGCAGCACCAGCGACAGCAGCUGCAGCAGCGGCGAUAGCAGCUGCAGCAGCAGCGAUAGCAGCUGCAGCAGCAGCGAUAGCAGCUGCAGCAGCAGCGAUAGCAGCUGCAGCAGCAGCGAUAGCAGCUGCAGCAGAAGCGAUAGCAGUUGCAGCAGAAGCGAUAGCAGCUGCAGCAGCAGCGAUCGCAGCUGCAGAAGCAGCGGUAGCAGCUGCAGCAGCAGCGACAGCGGCUGCAGCAGCAGCGAUAGCAGCUGCAGCAGCAGCGAUAGAAACAGUAGAAGCAUCUACAGAGUCUGCAGCAGCAGCGACGGCAGCUGCAGCAGCACCCACAGCAGCAGAAGCUACAGGAGCAGCAGCAGCACCCACAGCAGCAGCAGCAACGAUAGGAGCAGCAACAGCGAUAGGAGCAGCAGCAGCGGCAUCAACCGCAGCAGCAGCAGAAGCAGCCGCAGCUGCAGCAAGAGCAACAAAGGAUAG